CUCCGCGUCCCAUCAUGCAGUGCGCAGCCGCCGAUCGGGGGGGUUUGGGCCGAGGGUCGCGGCGGCUGCGGCCCUGGUCCGGCCGGGCUGGGUUGCUGAGCUGAGCAGGGUGCUGGCCCCGAGGCGAUGAUGGGCAAGGAGGAGGAAAUUGCGCGGAUCGCCCGGAGGUUGGACAAGAUGGUGACCAGAAAGAGCGCGGAGGGAGCCAUGGACCUGCUGCGGGAGCUGAAGGCCAUGCCUAUCACUCUACACCUGCUCCAGUCCACCCGUGUUGGGAUGUCUGUCAACGCCCUGCGGAAACAGAGCUCGGACGAGGAGGUCAUUGCGCUGGCCAAGUCCCUCAUCAAGUCCUGGAAGAAGCUCCUGGGUGUGGAUGCUUCUGAUGCCAAAACCAGGAACCGGGGGAAGGGCACACCUCUGCCCACAUCAUCCUCAAAGGAUGGCUCAGAGGCCAUGGAUCCCAGCCGCAAGAGGCCGGAGCUGCCCAGGAUGCUGUCCACCCCAAGGAUUACCACGUUUCCCCCAGUGCCUGUUACCUGUGAUGCUGUGCGCAACAAGUGCCGGGAGAUGCUGACCACUGCCCUGCAAACAGACCAUGACCAUGCGGCUGUUGGUGCAGACUGUGAGCGACUGUCGGCCCAGAUUGAGGAAUGCAUCUUCCGGGAUGUGGGAAACACAGACAUGAAAUACAAGAACCGUGUGCGCAGUCGCAUUGCCAACCUGAAGGAUGCCAAGAACCCUGACCUCCGGCGGAAUGUGCUGUGCGGUGCCAUAACCCCCCAGCAGAUUGCAGUGAUGACAUCAGAGGAGAUGGCCAGUGACGAGCUGAAGGAGAUCCGCAAGGCCAUGACCAAGGAGGCCAUCCGCGAGCACCAGAUGGCACGCACAGGUGGCACUCAGACAGACCUGUUCACCUGUGGCAAGUGCAGGAAGAAGAACUGUACCUACACGCAGGUGCAGACCCGCAGCUCUGAUGAGCCCAUGACCACCUUUGUUGUUUGCAAUGAAUGUGGAAACCGCUGGAAGUGUGCUGAUGACCUCUGUGCUGGCAAGGAGGCAGAUCCAUGGGAGUGAUUCAGCUGUGUGAAUGCCAGGGCCCUUCUCUGGGGCCCAACUGUGCAGAUGCCCUUGGUGUGGCUCCAUGUGACAAGCAGACCUGGGCCUUCCCAGCCUGCCAGGUGGACAGGGGUCUUUACCCCUCUGAGGUUUCACAUUCUCAUCUGUUGGAGAGAUGUGCAUGGCAGCAGCCGUGUGUGCUGGGGAAUGUGCUUGUUUGUUCAGGCAUGGUGUACAGUAGGCACAAGCAGCA
Messenger RNA from Urocitellus parryii (Arctic ground squirrel), 1309 nucleotides. RefSeq names its product transcription elongation factor A2 (gene Tcea2). Gene Ontology annotation, molecular function: nucleic acid binding; zinc ion binding. Gene Ontology annotation, cellular component: nucleus. Gene Ontology annotation, biological process: DNA-templated transcription; transcription elongation by RNA polymerase II. The record is from RefSeq and is a predicted model, not a curated record. NCBI's taxonomy places the organism in Eukaryota, Metazoa, Chordata, Mammalia, Rodentia, Sciuridae.